This is a messenger RNA of Daldinia childiae, 783 nucleotides long. RefSeq lists its product as uncharacterized. Lineage: Eukaryota; Fungi; Ascomycota; Sordariomycetes; Xylariales; Hypoxylaceae. The transcript is spliced from 2 exons. The record is from RefSeq and is a predicted model, not a curated record. Bases 1 to 783 code for a protein of 260 amino acids.
AUGGACUUGAUGAACACAUCGGAUGGGUCUUGUUGGCCUCUGGCGCAUUUAAAAAGAGAUACUAGACCGGUUUCCCCGGUUAAAAUUACCUCGCCCAAUACACCGUCGCCGCCCGAAGUCGAAGAGUAUGCGGCAUCAGAGAACGAGAACAAGGAAGACGAGGGGAAAGCUCCUAGCCCCUUCCUAGCCCUCCCCUUAGAGAUCCGUCUCGAGAUCUUCAAGUACCUACUCGUCCUACCCUCAAACGCCCCCUCUCCUUCGCAGAAAACAUACUACCAGUACGGGCAACGUCGGACGCCGUCGCCGCUGCACCCAGCAAUACUGCGCGCAAACCGGCAGCUGCACGCCGAGGCGUUACCUCUCCUAUAUCGGCGCAACACUUUCCUAGCGCACGACACAUUAUUAACAUCGCUUCCCCGACUACGCCGUGCCUACGACCCCGUGCUCUCGGCGCGCCUCUCCGGCCUUAUAACCCGUUUUCACGUGUGCGUGCGGCUGGACGCGGAGCCGGUGUACGACCGCGCGCAGGCGGCGAUGCAACUGAGUAAUAAGGAAGAGAUUGUUAUCGAUGCAUGGCAAGCCGUGUGGCGCGGCUCGGGCCCGGAUGCGUUACGGCUGUUCGAAGACGUACGGGGUGUGCGUCGUGCGAGGGUUAUUGGGAGCGUCGGCGGUUUCGAGGGUUACGCUAGUUGGCUGGAGCGCGCGAUGAUGCGCGAGCCUGGGAUUGAGAUUGAGCCCUUCUCUUGGGAUGCUGAUCGAGGGUCUGGAGGGACGAGUAUAUAG